Funneliformis caledonium is the source of this 579-nucleotide messenger RNA. Lineage: Eukaryota; Fungi; Glomeromycota; Glomeromycetes; Glomerales; Glomeraceae. The record is from the annotation of a GenBank genome assembly.
AUGCGUAAAACAAACUUCGGUUCAGCGUCAAGAGCUACGGUUCAACGUCAAGAGGUGCAAGAUCAAGUAGUUAACAAAGAUCAACGACAUGGCGAUGAUCAUAAAACAAAAAACAUAGCGGACCAGCAGCGAAAAGAUAUUCAAGCUCAAAUAACAGCACAACCACUUGGACAAACCAAUAUUCCGGGACAACCAAAUCAAAAAUUUCCUGUUCAAAUUCCAGCAAACAUGAAUUCAAUGCAAUUUUGUCAACAGUUUGGCGUUCCAAGUACAAAUCAAGCUUUAGACGCUAGUGCUUUUGCAGCUUUGCAAGCGCAAGCUAUCGCACAACAAGAUAUUUCACAAAUUACGUCAACACAACAACCGUUACAAAUGCCUACAAAUUUCAUUGGAGUUGCAUCGCAACAAGUACAUCAACCAGCUGCACCCGAUUUUUCAGCGCAAGUUCCGAUGCCUACUGUGAAUCCAGUAACCACUUUAUCUAACGACGUUCUGCAAGCCAAUAUGAUUGCGGCUGGCGGAGGGAGUGUACUUUUAACGCUACUGGUAGAGAUUCAGAACCAAGAGGCAUUGUACUAA